This is a messenger RNA of Colletotrichum aenigma, 195 nucleotides long. RefSeq lists its product as uncharacterized. The transcript has 2 exons. Bases 1 to 195 code for a protein of 64 amino acids. Lineage: Eukaryota; Fungi; Ascomycota; Sordariomycetes; Glomerellales; Glomerellaceae. The record is from RefSeq and is a predicted model, not a curated record.
AUGGGUUCACAGGGCAACCACUACUGCGCCCGCGACUACGGCAGCAGUGCCUCGAACUCGAACUCUGACGGAUCGUACUACUACUCCAACCCCAACGGCAGCACCUACUACACCGACGGCCAAGGCGGCUCGACCUACACCUCGUCCGGCGGCGACAAGUCUUCUUCCGGCUACGGCGGUUCCAGCAAGAAGUGA